Molecule: messenger RNA, 615 nt
Organism: Seminavis robusta
Lineage: Eukaryota; Bacillariophyta; Bacillariophyceae; Naviculales; Naviculaceae
Source: the annotation of a GenBank genome assembly
AUGAAUUGUAAGGAGCAUAUUCUUCCAGAGCUAGAGCUGGCAACGGGUCAGGUGCGAGAGGCCCUCCAAUGCAUCCUUCACACCAUUCUGUUCAUUCGGUCUCCCGGACCCGUUACGCCUCAAGACAUUGACCUGGAAGGCUUUGACUUUACGUACACUCGGAUUGCCAAUGAGAUGAAGAUUGAAAAGCGUGUGGAUGAUGCUAUCGAGUCGUUCUUAAGAAGUCUCUCUCAAAUUGGACCCGAGCUCUUGAAUGGAUGCUUGACAUUGAGUUUCUUUGAACGAAGUGCUUCGAGGCAGUUGUUUGGAUUGGUGAAGCAUGAGGAAAGAGUCAUAUUUGAGCAGUGGAUUCUCAGAGUAGUCGUUAACAAUACGCCACGGCCGAUCAGCAAUGAUUCAGCUGCAGUGAUUGAGCGCCAGAGAUUGCAGGACACAGCGGAAGGAAUGCUGCGCAGUGUAUUGCAAAAGGUUUUUGAGAAUGCAGGAGGUCCAAUCGAUCAUGUGCCUCCAUGUAUGUACGAAUUCGAAAUACAUUGUUCCAAACGAAUGGACGACCGAGAGAAUGCAGCAACUCGCUUUGCCAACAUGCCAUCUCUGAUCAAUCUUGGAAACUAA